Messenger RNA from Paramuricea clavata, 1552 nucleotides. The record is from the annotation of a GenBank genome assembly. NCBI's taxonomy places the organism in Eukaryota, Metazoa, Cnidaria, Anthozoa, Malacalcyonacea, Plexauridae.
AUGUCAAAAUCAUCUGGAACUAUAUCUGCUGAGGAAACGAAGCAACUGGAAAAUAAUGAAAAUCGUGUGAGUCAAGGUGUAGAACAAAUAUCUGGUGGGGAAAUUCAGGAACUAAAUGUUUUAUCGCCAGAGCAUGGAACAAAUAUGGAAGAGGAAAUUUCUGAACUAUACAAGGUGCGAGAUAUUUCUACUAAUAAGUUAUCACAGUUGGCUAAUGAAGUGUGUUGUUUGCUAAUGGGUAAAUGUGUGAAUACUAGUUGGAGAAAUGCUGUAUUGAUAAUGGAUAAACAUACUAUUGCAUGGAAAUAAUUUGUUGGUGUACAUGAACGUUUAAUUCAAGUGUUGAACAGUGAGAGUGAGAAAAGGAUGGCUUGUGCUGAAUACGGACAGCAACAAAACAGGAAAUUAGAGUUGGAUGCUAAGUUAAAAGAGUGGCGUAAAUCAAAGGAAGCUGAACAUUUAGAUGAGAUAGAGAGUAAGAAAUCUCAUAAAUCAUCGAAGAGUGGGAGUAGUUGUGGAAGUAGUGCUAGUACAAAAUUAUCGAGACAGUCUAAAAGAAAGGAAAAAAUGGCUCUAGCUCAGUUGAAGUUACAAGAACUGAAAGUUUUACAGGAGUAUGAGAGAGAAGAACAGGAGUUGAAAAGGAAAAGAGAUCUAUAUGUUGCAGAGAUGGAAGCGAAACAGGCAACAGUGUCCUACCAAAUUGUUAUGGAGCAAGACUCAAACAGUUGUGACUUGAAUGUACCAAUGGGUGUGUCAGUUGCUAAACAACAAUUGAGGGUACCAGACCCACUGGUUAAUGAUAAGCUUGAAAAUUCGUGUGUAGCAUUUGACGAAAAUGCACCUGUUGAACAAAGUCCUACUUUAAAAUCGACAGCGUCAAAGUCCCCAGAGCAAAGAAUUGAGGCAUCUUAUGGUGAAGGGAUCGCAAAGGUGCUGCAACAAGUAGUGAAUGCACCCAAGAUUGAGUAUAUCAAGUUUAAUGGAGAUCCAUUGAGGUAUGUGACAUUUAUUCACAAUUUUGAAUCAUGUCUAGAGAGGGACAAUCAUGAUGAGGAUCGAAAGUUGCAACUGUUAAUACAACAUUGCACGGGUAAAGCCCGAGAAUCGAUUGAGAGUUGUGUGAAUUUACCUAACGGUUAUAAAGUAGCAAAACAAACAUUGCAAGAGAACUUUGGGAAAGCUCACAUUAUUGCUGAAGCUCAUAUCAGUAAGCUUUUAAGUUUACCCGAUCUCAAAACUGCAGAUGGGCCAUUGUUGUUAGAAUUUGCAAGGCAAUUGACUAUAACUGAGCACACUUUGGAUGGUAUGGGAACUGCUUAUGUUUCAGAGCUGAAUCACAUGACUACAUUAAGAGAAUUGGUUAAGAAAUUACCGAUGUUUCUGAGAGCGAAAUGGACUGAUCUUGCAGGUGGAAUUUUGGAAUCUGGUAGUCGCCCGAAGUUCAAGGACUUAGUGAAAUUUGUCAACAGCCGUGCCAAAUUGGUUAACAAUGAGUUUGGUAAUGAUAUGAAUAGAGGCAAAUCUGCACGGCCUUUUGAGAAAAGAGUAA